CCGAGACUGCUCGGUCUUUGUUGCUUCUACUGCGUGUACGUAUUGCCUUCGAUCAUCCUGCGAUUGAAGCUGCGCCUCGCCUAUAACAUAUAAAAGGCCACCAUUACAUACACCCUAUCAUGGGCAUAUACUAUCAAUUCUUCCUCGUAUGCCAAGCACACUCCGAACAGUCUUGGUGAGCACCACACUCGCGGCUGCUGUAACGUACCAGCAACACUUCCGCCUCGUUCGGCUAUACCCUUCCAUGCCAGCCCCCCAAUUUCCUGUGCCACCAGAACCACCAUACACCUCUCAAGCUUGGGCAGAAUGUAAUGCUGGUGAUGCAUGGGUUGUGGAUAUCCCCAGUCUGCACCUUUCCAACAAGGGAGAGGAGGGAGAAGACGGAAAGAUGGUAUAUACGUUCGCGCGCGCUUUCUGGAGCACAUGGGCUUUAAGGCUGGAGGGAGCAAUUGUCAAUGGUUUGGGAAAAAUAGGGGUAGUGCAGCCUUUUGAAGAAAGUGGAAAAAUACAGUCUGUUGAGAGGGGAAGAUUUGAUAAAGGUGCCACCGAAGUAGGAGGUUGUUUCAUCUUAGAAGCCAAUCUCUCGUCUCCGCCUACCACAGCCUCCCAGACCCUUUCUUGCGGCUCGCUCAUCUACCGAUGGGGCUCCCUUUCCCUCUCCGAGAAAUCCCUAGGAGGGUAUCACGUCCUCUCUAUCGUUCCUUCUCCCCUUCCGCAGCAUAUUCGUCUCAACUUUACGACAUACCUCGUUAGUGAGGGCUACGAGAAGUCGAAUGGUUUUAUUUUACCAAGCACACCAUCCGUAUCGGACAAUGCAGGACUGGGAAGGAAGGUGCUUGCGCAAUUCCACAUGAUUUAUUCUCGUCUGCUGGUGGACCUUGCGCUCAGAAGGCUCGGAGUGGCCGUAUCUUGGGUAUAGAUUUUAGGACGAUAUAAUAGGGAAUGAGGAGACCUCGUUGGUAAUUAUGAGACGGAUCACGAAAGGUUUGUGUGGAUAUGCAAGAAUCAGAGACACUGCCUUGCCACAAACGGUAAUGUCUUCUUGGAGAUACUUUGAGCUCAGAAGGCGUGCCAAUGUGACAUUACGAUCAAGAUGAUCCGUCACUGAAUGAAUGACCUGUCCAGACCGAGGUGCAAUGAGAUUUCGGCGGUUUUGUUCCUUCCAAGUUCCUUCCUCAUCCAGCUGCUCCACAUGUUAUCAGUGUUCAGUAUAGCUAGUGCGGCGACCAAUUGGCGAUAUACAUGUUUUCCCAAAUGGUUGAUCAUGAAUGACUGCUGUUCUGAGGCGAGAAAAGUCAUAGUUCUAUUACCGAUGUCCAGUAGCUAGUAUUGAUGUACAUAGGCAAGUCAUAAUUCCACUGUCCCAUCACUUGAAAGCCCUAUUGUGCCCCCCAUAAAUACAGCCCCCCUUGAUACACCCUUUUGACCUCGUACCCAAGGCAAGAGGGGCAGGCAACCCCUGAGUGGAUGAC
Messenger RNA from Cryptococcus deneoformans JEC21, 1472 nucleotides. RefSeq lists its product as hypothetical. NCBI's taxonomy places the organism in Eukaryota, Fungi, Basidiomycota, Tremellomycetes, Tremellales, Cryptococcaceae. The transcript has 2 exons. The record is from RefSeq and is a predicted model, not a curated record. Bases 149 to 919 code for a protein of 256 amino acids.